This is a messenger RNA of Hydra vulgaris (swiftwater hydra), 1095 nucleotides long. The record is from RefSeq and is a predicted model, not a curated record. NCBI's taxonomy places the organism in Eukaryota, Metazoa, Cnidaria, Hydrozoa, Anthoathecata, Hydridae.
AAAUAUAAAACUGACGAUGAUUGUAAUUUUAAUUUUUUUAUAUAUUUAUUUGUUUUUUGUAUUUUUUAUAAUUAUAUUUUAUUUCCUUACUUUUUAGGAAAUCUAUAAAACAUAUAACUUUAACUCAGAAAUUUUAGGCUAAUUGACCAGUAUUUUAUUUAGUAUAGCAGAUCUACUUAAACCUCCUCUACCUUUCAAAGUCAAAGGUUGCUUGUCUUUUAGUAAUUGAUAAAAGCGUUUUGUUUACAUUCACUUAUUUUGAUUACCUUCAACUUAUUUUUACUUUCUUGUAAUAUUUUUUAGUUACAAACAUUGUUUUUAAAUCCAUCUGCACUUUGUUGUGCACUUGUAAUAUUAUUUAGUAAGUUAUAAUACAAUGUUUGUGAUUGAGUUACAAGAUUAAAAUACAAAUCUGUUAAAGUAAAUAAUGUACAAAUUUUAAAAUCAUAGCAUUUUAAAAUUUUUUUCAAUCAUGUCACAGUUUUUUAUUCUAAUGUACUCUUGUUGUAAUUUUUGGCCUAUCAAACCCUGACCCAUUUUGCUUCUCUCACAUUUGAACAGUGUUUUUUUGUUUUGUUUUUGUGUGUGGUAGAAACAUAAAAGUAAAAGCAUGUUUUAUAACUUUAUAAUAUUUUUAUUUUAUAAAAUAUUAGAUGGUGUUGAAAUCUUCAAGUUGCAUGGCUCAAGUGUUAUUGUGGAUGGAUAUUUUGCAAGUACUCAUUUGCAAUGUUUUACUCAAGUGAAGGUGCAAAAUGUUCCAGAAUCAGAUUAUUUUGCACCCUCACCUCCUCAGUUACAUGUUCAUGGUAAAACAGAGAUUUCUAUUGAGUGGGAUCCUCCUAAAAAUCUUCUUGGCAGAUUAAAUUAUUAUGAACUUAGAAUGGAUAACAUGGUUUCAGCUUGGAUGAGUGAGGGUAGAUGCGAAAGUUUACAUAGAACACGUCGAAUCAGCAAACAAUGAAAUUCUUCCAGAUGUUAUUGGCUUUAGUGAAAAAUAGACGAUUUCGGAGUUAGCGUAGCCAUCUUGGAAAAAUAUUCUUGGGGGUGCAAGUUGAACUUUGAACUUUCCGUUUUUAUGCAAAAUGUCAUAUAAAA